UUUUAGGACAGUCAUGAAAGACAGCUUCACGGAAGGCAGUUUUGUGAAUCCUUGUGAAUCCUUGCAAAAUGGAUAAUGAAAGAUGGAGCACUUCUAGAUCAAUCAAGUGGGACGAAAACGACAUCCUAGGCCGUGGAUGUGAAGGCACAGUUGUUUUUUCAGGACAUUUCGACGGAAAAGAGGUGGCUGUUAAACGUCUAUUAUUGACAAAUCUUCAACUGGUUGAACGGGAACUUGAAGCCCUACUCCACUUUAGCCACCCGCGCAUUCUACAGCUUUACCAUGUUGAAAAAGAAUCACCAUUUUUGAGACUAGCUCUAGAACUUUGCGUUGCUACACUAGAUGACUACUGUAAGGAAAAAUAUACAGGCCCCAUGCCUGAAGAAAUGGAUGCAUUAAAGCAGAUGUUGGAAGGUUUAGCCUUCAUUCAUUCACGCAAAUACGUCCAUCGUGACGUCAAGCCCAACAAUAUACUGAUCUCACAGUCGGGUGAACUUAAGAUAGCUGACUUUGGAUUUUGUAAACCGGUGAGGGGUAUAGACUCUUUCUCUAUGUCCAAUGCCGGUGUAGGCACUGGUGGCUGGAUGGCCCCCGAAUUACUGAAAAGCAUAGCAGAUCAAGAGAGUGGAGGUAGUCCCGCUUCUUAUGCCACCACUGCCGUCGAUGUUUUUCCUCUAGGCUGUGUUUUCUACUACUUUAUAACGAAAGGCGUGCACCCCUUUGGAAAUACGACCUUACGCAAUGGAAAUAUUCUUAUGGGGAAACACAAUCUAUCAAAGCUUGGAAAAAGACAUAUUUUGCGAGCGUUAAUUAAAGAAAUGAUUAGUCCUAAUCCAGAGCAGCGUCCUAAGCUAGACGAAGUUCUUACAAGACCUAUGUUCAACACAACCGAAUCGGAAGAAUUAUUAAAAAAUGACACAAAAUUUGCCCUUUGGCUCAAAAAUAUUAAGAGCCAGUUUGCAUCCACCAAAAAAAGGAGAAAGCAACCCUUCGAGUCUGAUAUGACAAAUGACGAAUGCGAUUCUAUCGUGCGUGCUGUUCCAUUUCAAGCGACCAACGCAAGAAUUCCAGUAUUCCAGGGUAUAACCAAUUUGCAAGUUGUCAAUGAGGAGUCUAGCCCAGCACCGCUCGAAGGAUUAAAAAUGUCCACCCGGCGUCGUGCCCAAACCGAUUCGAAUUCCGUCACGCAUAGAUUACAGGUUUCAAGCGCUCCCGCCAACUGGCAAAGAACAGUACCACGUAGCCGAAGAAACUGGAGCGAGUGGAGCGAAUUUCUUUCUAGCGGUGAAAAUGUGUCCGAACCCUCGUGUAACACACGGCUUCGCUCAGUGGCCUCAUUGUCAAAUCUGGAUCCAGGGAUAGCUAGUUCUGCAGAUAGUUUGUCGAACCUAAGCAUUACUUCGUCGACUCCUUCAAAGACAAGCAGUUUGUUGUCUUUAAGUCGCUCAAUCAUUGGUGACAUAUUCAACAAAUCCACGUGAAUCAAUUAUUUUUAUUUCAAUAUUAAAUUUGUAUUGUAUUUAUUAAAUAGUAAUCGAUUUCUUCUCGACUUAAGAGUAUCGAUUUCUCGCUGAACAAGUGUAAGCCUAAAAGCUGUGCUACAUCUUUCGCUCAAAAAUACUCUUCCGCCAAUAAAUUUUUCAGUAAUAGUGAUCACAGGUUUGAUAAUGAAUUUCGCAAUCGAUAAAAUAGAACUUAGUCUUCAUCAACUUGAGGUAUUUUCGUUUUCUAGUAUACUCUCCGUAGUGUACAGUUUGGAUUUUUUUUUUUGUGUUGCGUAUUCGGUGUAUGGUAUACAUUGAUCCACAUUUUUUAUUUUUUUAAAUUACUGUAUCUUGUCCCUAAUUGUCAUUCCAUUAUAUGCAUUGAUGAUUUCACAAAAAAAAACUGUUUCUGAUCGCUCCUGUUUUAGUCUAAAGCCUAGAAAAGCGUAUGGUUCGAGUGGUUCCAAAAUCAAAAGCGACAUCAGGCUCAAAUUCUUUUUUCACGUUCAUAUGUGUCUAAUACAAAACUUUCUUUUUCU
Messenger RNA from Daphnia pulicaria, 2023 nucleotides. RefSeq names its product serine/threonine-protein kinase/endoribonuclease ire-1-like. The transcript is spliced from 9 exons. Gene Ontology annotation, biological process: protein phosphorylation; intrinsic apoptotic signaling pathway in response to endoplasmic reticulum stress; IRE1-mediated unfolded protein response. Gene Ontology annotation, cellular component: IRE1-TRAF2-ASK1 complex. Gene Ontology annotation, molecular function: protein serine/threonine kinase activity; ATP binding; RNA endonuclease activity. The record is from RefSeq and is a predicted model, not a curated record. Lineage: Eukaryota; Metazoa; Arthropoda; Branchiopoda; Diplostraca; Daphniidae. The coding region runs from base 69 to 1481 and encodes 470 amino acids.